This is a messenger RNA of Cladocopium goreaui, 1614 nucleotides long. NCBI's taxonomy places the organism in Eukaryota, Dinophyceae, Suessiales, Symbiodiniaceae. The record is from the annotation of a GenBank genome assembly.
AUGCUGAACAGCCAUUGCAUUCCCACCACAGAGGGUCAGGCCAAGAAAGCUGGCGCACCUCGCCUAGUGGUCGACUCGGUGAAGGAUCGGAGCCUCAUCAAAAUGGCUGGCAAUGCAAUGAGCUUACCCUGUGAUCAGGCGGACAUGCAGGCCCUGGCUGCUAGCUGCUUGCUCCUGGAAGUGGACAAGCCGAGCGAGGGCUGGCCCCUUCUGACUGACUGGCUGCGAACAGCUGGGGAUGUGUGGUGUCUGGGCUAUGAAGCCCACCGUGCCCCAAUCGAGGUCAGACCCUUGGAGAACGUACUAGGCCUUGAAAUGAAACCUGCCUCACUGGUUCCAACGAAAGGAGUAGGAAGGGCUACCGUGAUCCUGUUCGGGAUUUGCUACACCUACUGCAAAAUGCGAGACAUGGAGGACCCAGAGCUGAAAGACUUCAAGAGGUUCUUGAUGAGCGUCAAGGUGGUGCAGUACGUCCUCAUGCCUGCAUGCCCAGCUGCGGUGAUCAACUAUCGUCGAAUUCAGGUGACAGAGCAGCAAUCCGAGAAGCAAAAGAUGAACCUGCUACAGAAAUGCCUCAUCUUUACACACAGGGCCACAGAACUGACGUUGGAGGUUGGAGUCUGCGAACUGGCCUGGAAGAUGAUUGAGAAGCACCUGCACAAGCACCGAUUCAGUGACUCAGCUUUCUGCAGUGCCACAUUGAGCAAUGCCCAAUGGCUUGUGGGAGCUGCUCCAAGCAGUGGGUGCAAUGCAGUUUGGCAUCAAAUUCUCAGUGUCACGGAAGCAAAGCAGGUGCUUUUCAUGCGAAGAGUGCUGUUUUUGCAUGAUCGGGCUGUUCGCAGAGGUGGUCGUGCUGCAAGCGUCAGGCUGUCGAUUGCAGAGAGAAUGUGUGUCAUGCAACACAUACUCCACGAAAUGAGCCUGGCAGCUGAUCACAAUGGUGAAGGGAUCUUCGAGCCUGGCACCACCGACAAGGUUGCCAAGAGAGCUGUGGAUGGGGACUACAACAAUGAGCUGCAAGAGCUUCUGACACUGAAGGAUUCCAACUUCCAACCCCACUGCUUGCAAAUGUGGACCGAGAACGUUUGCAAAAAGGCCCCUCCACCCGAAGUCAGCUUUCAAGCCGUGGAUGAUGAAAUCAGCAAGUUGGACAAAGAUGCCAGGGAAUCAGCAUUUCGCCAGGAUGUCUUGAAGCUGACCAGGGACUGUGCCCAGCUGGGGAUGCUUUACAAAUCCAUGGUCAACCAUGAGAAGGCUGUGAGGAUCCAGAAGGUAACCCAUUUGAAACAGCAGAACACCAUUGGGGCCAACUUCAUUCGGAGGUUUAUGUCGCUGAACAUGAAGCAUGUCGCUGGACGACUUGGUGAGUUGGAAGCAGCGACCGAUGAGUUCGUGAACUCCGUGAGCAAGUUGGACAAAUUUGCUGGGCUUUUGGUGUGGCUCGACUUCACAAAGUUUGGUCGACUGUCCAACACCGACUUGAAUGAAACCUUGGAGCUACUGCAGCUUGCACUCUCCCGGAUCCCAGACCGAGCAGCAGCCUUUGUGAUCUGCCCGCACUUGAUCAGCGAGAAGGUGGCAGUGCAGGGGAACCUUCGAGGAGAGCUGAGGACU